Molecule: messenger RNA, 2416 nt
Organism: Drosophila eugracilis
Lineage: Eukaryota; Metazoa; Arthropoda; Insecta; Diptera; Drosophilidae
Gene: dap
Product: cyclin-dependent kinase inhibitor 1
Exons: 3
Coding region: 640-1371 (243 amino acids)
Biological process (GO): regulation of cell cycle
Cellular component (GO): nucleus
Molecular function (GO): cyclin-dependent protein serine/threonine kinase inhibitor activity
Source: RefSeq, a predicted model, not a curated record
UAUCAUUUAUUCGUUUUCCCGAGUUCGUCGAGAGAGGUUCGCUUCGAUCGGUAGCGCUAUAUCUUAAAACCCAGUGCGCAGUGCGCUUAAUACCCGAAAAAGUCAACAAACAUCACUCUUACAACGACUGCAAGUUGUAUAAAUAAACAUAACACUAAUAGUGCUGCCACAGGGCAUUCAUCCAAUAGAGAACUCCAAAUACAGACACAAACGUUUAGUUUUGUGAGUGGAAUUGCAGUGUAGUGUGCAAAGAUCACCAAACCAAAAACCACAACCAAGUGCUAUUAAACCAAGGCUUUUGUUUAUAAAUAUCUUAUAAACAAUUGCAGUGUGAAAUUUCACUUUUGAAGGCAACAAAACGCAAAAGAAGGUGCCACAAAACGCACACACAGAAGCACUCGCUGUCACACACACACACCGACACACGCUCUCGUGUGGAGACCGUGAUUUGUAUUUGUGUGGAGACUGCCGUUCUCUCGCUCUCUUUUGGGGCUGCCCGAAAACAAAGUUUUGGCGCCAAAAGUUUGACAGUUCGCUUUGGCGUGUGAUUCGCAAACAAGUGGCGAGAAAACUGCGUCCCAAAACAGACUAGAAAAACAUUAGAGAAUCUUCGAAACAGAUAUACCCCACUAUAUCAACAUGGUCAGUGCCCGAGUUCUAAAUCCUGUGAUGCUCAGUGAGUUCUGCAAGAUGAGCAGCAGUCCGGCGGUGAGUCGCAAUUUGCCUUGCGGUCGCCAGUUGAAUCGCAUCAAGCGUGACCUUUUCGGUAGCUCCAAAUCCGCCGAGGGUACAGCCAACAAAACACCCUUCAAUGCUGAACUGGAGCGCCAUCAGGAAUUGGCAACGCAAAAGUGGGGAUUCGACUUCCGCGCCGGCUGCCCUUUGCCCGAGAAAUCCUCCUUUAUUUGGGAGCGAGUUAGCUUCCAGGAGUCAAGCUUCGCACCGGAGAUGUACACCCUUACCCGGGCCGCCCACGUUCGUCCAUCCACGGAGAGCAGCCCCAGCGAUAUGGACAUUUUGGUCAACCAGCGCUCCGAACGCGAAAACUUUGGCUCCAGCCUAGUAAACUCCUCGAUGGAGUCCAACACGGAUAAUGACUCCUGCUACGACUCCCAAGAGGAGUCGCUAACAACGCGAUUCACCUCUUCCAACAUGGCCAGUACCUCCUCUAUAGUCCUGCGCAAACGACAGCCAAAAAUCACAGAAUUCAUGAAGGAACGCAAGCGUCUGGCUCAGGCACCCAAGAAACUAUCGCCCGCAAAGCGCCUGCGCACCAGCUCUCCCAGUUCAUCUGCCAGUUCCAGCUCCAGCGGAGGAUUCGGCUUGGGGACGCAUUUUGGUGCGAUGUUGAAGCGCCCGCGCCACAAUUAAAGGCGCCUGAUUCGAUGGCUAACCCACCGAAUCGCAAUUUGUAAUUUUAUAUAUAAUUUUUUAUAAGCCACUGCGAUUGAGUAGUAUUUCCUAAUUUUUUUAUUACGAACCUUUUUUAUGCAGUGCAAGGGCGACAGUUGCGAAUAUUAAUCGUUAGUCUUCAACUACUCGUAACCAGUAAUUAGUUGUAAGCCAACCAGUAAGCUCGAGCUACAUGAAACUUUUUAGAUUUCUCUAGUGAGAAAUGCCAUAAACUAAGUGAUUAGUUCUUAACAACAACCAACAACUAUUGAACUAGAAGAGAGAGAGACCGCAAGCUAAAUGGAAUUAGUCUUAACUAUCUUGAAGCCAACCGAAAUUUAACCUUUAUAACGAUGGAAUACUAACUUUACAUAACUUUGUAAAAUCCUAGCAAAUUUCUCCGGCAACUUUUGCAUUUGAAAUUUGCCGGGUGAACAAAACUCAUUCCUGUCCUCUGCCCUCCAACAGUUUACUCUGAAAGCUGAAACUCAGAGCAGAGCAGAAUUGAAUUUUGUCUUGCACUUUGGGGUCGCUAAAACGAAGCCUCAAUAAGCCGGUUUUUGGCUCAUUGCUGCCUUGUUUUUUCGACCUACUAACAUUGUAACCAAUUCGACCAGUGGAAAAACAAACAAAAAAUUGGAAUGUCUUUGAAUUAUUUUCGUCAAUUUCUGCACGUUUGGAUGCCAUGAUUAUUUGCGCGGCCGCCGAAUGCACACAAAAUUGUCGCGCUCUCAUUUCUUAACCCUAACCAGUGGUAAAAAUGUCUUUUAUGAUUUGCUAUGAUCUCUGGGCAAAUUAUGAAAACAAUUUUGCCUAAAACUAUCAUGUACAAAAACUAGAUUACUAUAUUAUACACAUAGGCAGAGCCUAUCCUUCAUAAUAACAUACAAAGCAUAUAUUUGUAAGGCCUAACUAAGAACAAAAUCCAAAGUAUUCUCCUAAUAUUUAUAUGUAUAGAUAUUCUAUGUUUAAUUAUAUCAUACGCAACACUCAUACUUCAAUAAACAAAACACAAAACACAAAA